UGGAAAACGACACCCGUGUCCAAGUCAGCUGACCCACUCAUCAGACUUCCACUGAGACUCGCUCUAGUUUGGGGUCAGAGCGACCAAAAAUCUUCGAUCCUAUUAACGUUUUUGCGUCUCUACUGCAUUUCUAAUUAAUUACACACUUUCUUUACUUUUCUUCUUUGACUGUCUCUUUCUUCAUGUUCAUCUCAACGCCUUCUUCAUCAAUCUCCAUCGGUCCUUCGCAUUGCUUCAAAUGUCAUGCUGAUGGAGUUGGUUGCUCAGCAUCAGUUGGAGUUACAAGCAGUUUGAUCAAACCAUCACAUGAGGUUCAGGGAUUCUCUGACCAUUCAGGUAUAAGUUUCAGGCCUGAGAAUCCUUUCCUCGGAGCUACACAAUUGCAUUGGCUGCCUGUCGGACGUGAGAGUAGCCUUUCAAGACUUCCAGUUGCAGCAGAUUACCCAGAUUCAUUUCCUGAUUCCUCUAACUAUGUUGGGAAUCAGGGCUAUCACCCUCUUGAAGGAAUGCGAGACCACAGAAGAGUUCGUGAUACUGAACUCACAGCUGCUGAAACAGCAAGGACAACUGUUGAGGCUAAUAGCAAUGCUUUGUUGAUAUUCCCUGGCAUGGUUCAUUGUGAACCUCACGAACAAGAGUCAUGGGCAGAAUUUCAGUACGUGAUUGAUGAAUAUGGAGACAUAUUCUUUGAAAUUUAUGAUGACAAGAAUAUCUUGCGAGAUCGUGAUGCAAGUAAUCCCGUGAAUGCAUUGAUUGGAAUGGAUUUCUCCCAAUAUGAGAAAAGGAGGGCAGAAUCGUCUGACUACAGCAACUUCAUAGGUGAUUCUAUUGAUGAUACUUAUUUCUUGGACAAUUACUUAGAGGUCGAAAAUUCUGAGAUUUCCGACUAUCAAGUUGAUUGGGCGAUGCCAGAUAGUUCUAGCAAGUUGCACCCAGUUUAUUUUGCAAAAUGCUUGACUAAGGCUGUUGACAUGGAACAUGCUAAGAUGAUGGAUCAUCCAUCAAACGGCAUUUCAAUUUGGGGACACCUCAAGCCUGCCUUUCUGGAAGAAGAAUUUUAUGUUCGAAGGCUCUUUAGUGAUGAUGAAGUUGGUGACGGCUACACCUCAGAUUGGAAAGAUGGAGAAACUUUGAGCUUCGGUUCAAGCUAUGACAAGAGCUGCAGUUUAUCGACUAUUUACAGAUUGGAAAUCAUCAAGAUCGAGCUAUUUUCUGUAUAUGGUGCUCAGUUAGCAGUAAAUUUGCAUGACUUCCAGGAUGCUGAGCCUGACAUUCUUGUACACUCAACACCAGCAAUUGUAGAGUGGUUUAGGCAGCAAGGGAUAAAGUGCAAAUUUGCACUUAAAGCGCUUUGCAGAAAGAAAGGACUCCAUGUUGAGAGAGCAAAAUUGAUUGGAGUUGACAGUCUUGGCAUGGAUGUCAGAGUUCUCUCGGGAACAGAAGUGCGAACUCAUCGUUUCCCCUUCAAAGUUAGGGCAACAUCAGAGGUUGCUGCUGAGAAACAGAUCCGGCAGCUUCUGUUUCCCAGGUCCCGCCGCAAAAAAUUUAGGACUCCUGAAAGAGCUGGAGAUUUGGACUCACUUUAAAUUUAAUCUUACUGUCGUAUUAUCUAUAUUUCAAUAAAUUCUGGUAUGCAGAAGUCGUUCUCAGUUUCUCUCUAGUUUUGUUUUCUCUAAUGUUUUCCUGUAAAUGGGUUACUUACAACAACAACAAUUGUAAUGAAGCUCUCUUUGAUAAGACAUGAAGGUGAAUAUGCCAGUUUCCACUUUAUAA
Nicotiana attenuata is the source of this 1773-nucleotide messenger RNA. RefSeq lists its product as uncharacterized. The transcript is spliced from 12 exons. The coding region runs from base 183 to 1586 and encodes 467 amino acids. The record is from RefSeq and is a predicted model, not a curated record. NCBI's taxonomy places the organism in Eukaryota, Viridiplantae, Streptophyta, Magnoliopsida, Solanales, Solanaceae.